UUCUAUUCAUAAAUUACGUUUAUGAGUGAGAAUCUGAAAAUUUAAACGACUCGAAUGUUCGACUAUGGUGAAAUAGGAUUCCACUAUUUACUCUUUAUAUUUCCAUAAUAAUAGUCUUAAAUUUAUGUUUUGAUUUGUAAAAUAUAUUUUUAUGUUGUAUUAUAUUAAAUAAGUUAAAUAAAUUAUUAUUUUUUUAAAAUGAAGUCCUCCUCUCAGGAAGGCAGAUCUUUCUCAGAAGAUAAGAUUAAACAAAUACUUGACAUUUAUUCAACCAAAAGUUGGGACAAAAUAUCCUCCGAAAUUCCCAAAAAUGGACUUAAAGUUCCAGGAAAUUCUCAAAAGCUUCCAGUUUAUGAUGUUUGUAAACUCGGUCGAGAGCUUAUGGAAUCCUUAUCCAAGAAAUACGUCACUAUCGCAUGUAAAAACGAUUCAGAGGAACGCUGGCUCCACAUUUCUGCUCAAGAUCCCUUUAUUUAUAAAGAAGGUAAAAAGUCUUCAACAUUUUCUGAUAAAGUAGACUCUAUGGUAGUUUUAAUUCACAACAACUGUGUUUUCAACUGGAGAAUGUUCUCUGAACUUAUGAAACUAGUUAAAAGUGAAAAGUUAAGAGUCAAGUCAAGUUGCACUGAUCUAAUCUAUUCUGCUUUUAUGGAAGUGUUGCCUGGCCGUAAACUUCGUUACAUUAACGAGAUUAACAAGGAGGUUAUUGAUUUUUUAGGAUACAAGUUAUUUCACUUUUCGAAAAAUCAAAAUUCUUGGGACACUUUAGAGUUGGAGGUGGUUAAUUUACUCCUGUCCAUAACUUUUGAGGAUUAUUUAAAAGGAAUUUACUCUACAUUCAUUCAGGAGCUUUCAGAUGUGAUGAAUCGAGGAGUAGAUUUCUUACAGAUAAAGGCUUCCAACAUAGCAUUACAAAUGCUAAUCCAAAAACCUGAACAGGAAGAAAUCCUUCUUGAUCUAAUAAUAGCAAGGUUAAGCCAUAAGGACAACAAAAUGUCUUCUUAUGUGUUUAAAAUGCUUGAUACUUUGCUUUUAAAUCACAAAAAUUUGAAAGGGAUUGUGGUCAAAAAGAUAUUGACCAAGGUUAAAAGUCUACUGCCCAAGUUACAAUGUGAACUGGGUAAAGGUUCUCCAGGGGUGAAAGUAUCGAGACGCAGGAAGAAAAGAAGGAAACUGACCAUAAACAAUGAAUCCAUACAAAUUCUCAAGACCAUCUAUCGCUGUACACUAUAUAUCUCAAAACUACACUACGCAAAGUCUGAUUAUUCUAUUGUAAAUGUUAUUUUAAAAGACUUAAUUGAUAUUUUAUUACUAUUUAUAAGUCAGAAUUCCACUAACAACGAUAAGAACACCACAAAUGAUGCUACCAAGGCUACCAAAGGCCCAAAUGUACUACUAUGUAAAUACGAGGAAUGUGAUAAGAUAAUAAAGACAUUAUUACUAUUUAUUAACAAACUAUUAAAUUAUUAUAAGAAUACUGAUGUUUAUUCUCAAAAGAAAUCACUAUUCAACAGCGGAGUAAUACAAAACUUGUAUGACCUUUCCUACAAGACAAAGUCCAGGUCAAUCACCAUAUCAGCAUUAGUUUUAAUGUAUCAUAUAAGUCCAAACAGUGAUGAAUAUUACAAGUUACUGUACAAUAAGGCGUUCAACAUUAGACUUUAUGAGUCCACCAGUGUACCCAAGUUCUUGGAACUGAUCCAACAAAUACUGGAGAAGAAAAAUCCAAAAAACUCCAUAUUAAUAAAAAAACUUUUACAAGUCACCCUUUGCAAUUGUAACAGCAAUAUUAACAGUGAUAUUAUCAACACUGUACUAAAAACCACUAACAAUGAUAACUGCUGGGAGCUUAGACUACACAAACUAUCAUAUAAUCCAUUUAUCAUCAGUACACUUGAACGAAAAUACAAUAAGGAUGAUGAGAAUUAUAAUUUAUAUAAUGAAUUGAGUGUGUUUAGCUCAUCCCUACAGCUGGACUACACACUUGAGAAGUAUUGGAGGAAUCGUCAAAGUUGCAAAUUACACCAAAAACCAUUUCAACUAUACUAUCAAUCAAAGUUAAAUCUACAGAACAUAAAAGAUUCUCAUUCUUUUGAUGGUAUUAGUGUUACUGAUGAUAUCACUGAACUGGAUGAAGAUGAGCCUAGUGAGGAUUUGAGUGAUGUGGAUUUAACUGAAGAAGAUGACUUAAGUGAUGAUUUUACAGAUACUGACGAUGAUUCAACUGAUGAAGUAGAUGAGGAUGAAUGAAAACAAUAUAUUACAUUACUUCUUUUAUGUUUAGUGUAAUUAAUUUGAAGGGUGCAUUAUUUGAAUCUCUAUACACAG
Messenger RNA from Theileria parva strain Muguga, 2328 nucleotides. RefSeq lists its product as uncharacterized. The transcript is spliced from 8 exons. The coding region runs from base 199 to 2250 and encodes 683 amino acids. Gene Ontology annotation, cellular component: nucleus. Lineage: Eukaryota; Apicomplexa; Aconoidasida; Piroplasmida; Theileriidae. The record is from RefSeq and is a predicted model, not a curated record.